Messenger RNA from Cotesia congregata, 1755 nucleotides. Lineage: Eukaryota; Metazoa; Arthropoda; Insecta; Hymenoptera; Braconidae. The record is from the annotation of a GenBank genome assembly.
AUGACCACCGACCCAGGUCCAAGCAAGCGGAUGAUGACUACUUGCACAAAUGUCUCAGUUCAAGCGCACCACGUAUCAAGGGCGAAGCGCGGCCAGAAGCUAGGAACAGUUUUAGGCUUCCGGGGGUGCACUGUGUGGUUAACCGGGCUGUCAGGAGCAGGCAAGACUUCAAUAGCGUUCCAAGUGGAAGCCAUCUUGGUGGAGCGAGGCCUAGCGGCUUACGGCCUGGACGGAGACAAUGUUCGCACCGGACUGAACUGCAACCUGGGCUUCAGCCCGGAGGACCGCAAGGAGAACAUCCGUAGAGUUGCGGAAGUCUCAAAGCUCUUCGCGGACAGCGGUCAGAUUUGUCUCUGUAGUUUUGUCUCUCCGUUCGAGGCCGACCGCCAGAUGGCCAGGAGGAUUCACAAGGACUUUGACAUUCCGUUCUUCGAAGUGUUCGUCGACACUCCGUUGAACAUCUGCGAGGCCAGGGACACCAAGGGCUUGUAUAAAAAAGCCAGGCUGGGAACUAUCAAGGGGUUCACCGGAAUUGACCAGGAGUAUGAGAGGCCGAGCAAGCCCGAGCUGGUGGUCACUACUGUCGGCUGCUCGGUCGAAGAAUCUGCGGCUAAGAUCAUUGACCUGCUUGAGAGGGAAUUUAUUAUUCCUAGACAGAAGGAGCAGGUCGUCCAGGAGCUGUUUGUUCCUUUGGAGAGGGUUCACAAGGCUAAGCAGGAGGCUAAGUCUCUUGUGGAUGUUGAGAUAGGUCAGGUUGACCUUCAGUGGCUUCAAGUUCUUGCCGAGGGCUGGGCCAGUCCUCUUACAGGCUUCAUGAGGGAGGAUCAGUAUCUUCAGACACAACAUUUCAGGUUCCUUGUAGACCCAAACCUCGACCAAGAAGUGAACCAGUCAAUUCCAAUAGUGCUAGCGAUAACAGACCAGGACAAGCUAAAGAUAGAAGGUCACUCGGCAGUGGCUCUAAAAUUCCAGGGCCAGGCGGUGGCAAUUUUAAGAAAACCGGAGGUUUGGUCCCACCGGAAGGAAGAAAGAUGCGCGAGGCAGUUUGGAACGACGGACCCUCGUCAUCCCUACGUCAAGCUAAUUUUGGAGGGCGGGAACUGGCUGCUGGGCGGCAAUAUUGAGGUCCUGGAGCGCAUCAGGUGGAACGAUGGCUUAGAUGAGUACCGGCUAACCCCCAAUGAGAUCCGAGCUCGUCUGCGGGAGAUGAAUGCCGACGCAGUCUUCGCGUUCCAGCUGAGGAACCCUAUACACAAUGGCCACGCGAUGCUCAUGCAGGACACCAGAAAGAAGCUACUAGACCGCGGGUUCAAAAACCCUAUUCUUCUUCUGCAUCCUCUUGGAGGCUGGACUAAGGAUGAUGAUGUUCCUCUGGCUACUAGAAUCUUGCAGCACAAAGCUGUUCUGGAAGACAAGGUCUUGGAGGAAGAAGACCCAGCGGGAAUUCCUCACCCGGAUAAGAACGCCACACCCGAUGGGAAUCUCUACGACCCUACUCAUGGCGCCAGAGUCCUAACUAUGGCACGGGGCCUUGGAAAUCUUGAAAUCAUUCCGUUUAAAGUUGCUGCUUAUGAUGUUAAAAAUAAAAAAAUGGCGUUUUUUGAACUCGAGAGAAAGGAAGACUUUGAUUUUAUCUCUGGGACCAGGAUGAGAGGUUUAGCAAGAACAGGACAAAAUCCUCCAGAUGGUUUUAUGGCUCCAAAAGCUUGGCAGGUUUUAGUUAAUUAUUACCGAAAUGGAGAACGCGAUUCUUAA